Molecule: messenger RNA, 732 nt
Organism: Acanthaster planci (crown-of-thorns starfish)
Lineage: Eukaryota; Metazoa; Echinodermata; Asteroidea; Valvatida; Acanthasteridae
Biological process (GO): Notch signaling pathway
Molecular function (GO): calcium ion binding; Notch binding
Source: RefSeq, a predicted model, not a curated record
AUAUUGAUGAGUGUGAAAGUAACCCCUGUCAAAAUGAUGCAACUUGUGAGGACGGUAUCAACGAGGUUUCUUGUGCAUGUGCUGAAGGCUUUUAUGGCCCUCUCUGCGAAACAGAUAUUGAUGAGUGUGAAAGUAAUCCCUGUCAAAAUGGCGCAACUUGUGUAGACGGUAUCAACGAGGUUUCUUGUGCAUGUGCUGAAGGCUUUACAGGCCCUCUCUGCAAAACAGAUAUUGAUGAGUGUGAAAGUAACCCCUGUCAAAAUGGUGCAACUUGUGAGGACGGUAUCAACGAGGUGUCUUGUGCAUGUGCUGAAGGCUUUACUGGCCCUCUCUGCAAAACAGAUAUUGAUGAGUGUGAAAGUAAUCCCUGUCAAAAUGGCGCAACUUGUGUGGACGGUAUCAACGAGGUUUCUUGUGCAUGUGCUGAAGGCUUUACUGGCCCUCUCUGCAAAACAGAUAUUGAUGAGUGUGAAAGUAACCCCUGUCAAAAUGGCGCAACUUGUGUGGACGGUAUCAACGAGGUUUCUUGUGCAUGUGCUGAAGGCUUUUAUGGCCCUCUCUGCCAAACAGAUAUUGAUGAGUGUGAAAGUAAUCCCUGUCAAAAUGGCGCAACUUGUGAGGACGGUAUCAACGGGGUUUCUUGUGCAUGUGCUGAAGGCUUUACUGGCCCUCUCUGCGAAACAGGUGAGUUUCAUAGGAUUCAGGCGUUAAUGACAGUCAAGAUUUUUACCU